UAGCCGGCAAGGAGUGUUGAUACAUCGGAGGUACAGGUUAAGGAGGACUGCCCGCUUAUUUUGAGGAGGGAAAUUAGCUGCUAUGUUGGUCUGAAGAAACGACGCACUGACAAGUCUUAAAAACUGGACACACAACGGAAGCACGGAAACACUUCAUUCAUUGGAACAGUGGAGAAAAGUUUUUCCAAAUGGAAGUUGAAUGUCUCGCACUGAAAGACCUCUCAAGUCCAAUUAAAAGUUUUUCGGUGGGGCUAGACACGGAGGAGAAUGGGUGCCAAAGUGAACAAAAGGAAAAUGUGUGUAUAGACAGGAGAAGAUCCACACCACUGAAGACUACUGAGACCAGCAUCCCUGCUUUGCUGGCAAACAGGAAAGGUGCCACUCCUGAGCUGAUGCACAUUACCCCAAGCAAACAUACACCUUUAAAUGAGCCAUGGACGCCCACAGCCAACCUGAAGAUGCUGAUCAGUGCAGCAAGUCCAGACAUCAGGGACAGAGAGAUGAAAAAGGUGCUGUUUAGGCCAAUAGAGAAUGAGAAAGACAAGCCAGCAAGCCCAAAUCCUGUGGCAGAGGACACAGAGAUGGAAGAUUCUUGUCAGUUUGAAGCAGUGGAGGAAGAGGAUGGGAUGGAGAAAAAGCCAAGCAGGAAACAGAAGAGUCUGGGUCUGCUGUGCCAGAAGUUCCUGGCCCUUUACCCUGAUUACCCCCCACUACACAGCCCCAUCUGGAUUUCGCUGGACAAGGUGGCAACCAAUCUGGGAGUGGAGCGACGUCGUAUUUAUGACAUUGUCAACGUGUUGGAGUCUCUCAUGAUUGUGGGCAGGAUGGCCAAGAACAGCUACACCUGGUAUGGCCGCCGCCGGCUGGAAGCCAUGCUGAAGGAGCUGCAGUGUAGGGGUCGGCAGCAGGGCUACCACCUCCAGAUGGAGCUCGCCACAGAGGCCAAGGAUGUUGGGUCAAGCCGGGAGGAUGAUGGAGGGGAAGGAGACGGCAAUAAUGCUGCUGGCAAUAGGAAAGACAAGUCUCUACGCAUCAUGAGCCAGAAGUUUGUGAUGCUGUUCCUAGUAUCCAAAACUCAGACUGUUACACUGGAUGCAGCAGCAAAGAUCCUCAUAGAGGAGAGCCAGGACUCAUCGAGUCACAGCAAGUACAAAACUAAGGUGCGGCGUUUGUAUGACAUCGCUAAUGUGCUGACCAGCCUGAGUCUCAUAAAGAAGGUCCACGUCCGCGAGGAGAGAGGCAGGAAGCCGGCUUUCAAGUGGCUCGGCCCAGUCGAGUUCAGCGGCUCUGGAAAUUCAGCUGUUACAGCACCUGAGGCCACACAGCAGCCAAUGACAGGCCAGGACCUCAGGAGAGCCAAGAUGGUACGCCAUGCCUCUUUCAAUAUCACCCCGAUCUCUGUAGCAGUCCAACGACAGGUCAACUCCGCCCCCAGCAGCCCCUGUACAGAGCCACCAGCUCUACCAAACCAGCCUGUGGAUUACUCCAGAAAGACCACUGUGUGUCGACUGCAGUUUGGAAGUAGCACAGAUAUGUGUCCCAGCAUAACAGCACAAGCUCAAAGCAGCACUUCACUCCCUGCACCCUCCACCCUGAUGGCACCCCCCCUUCAACCAGAACACACCUUGUCCUCUGCCCCCUCCUCCCACUGCUUGGCCUACCUACCCAGCCUCUCCCAGCCAUCUGUGGUCAUGCUGUACAGGGCACCAGAGAGGCCUGAACAGGCGCCUGAAGGUCAGAGGUCACCCAGGUUGGAGCCUGAGGAAGGAAGAAAGAGGAGGAGGGAUGAAGGGAAUGAGGAAGAGCUGGUGGCAAAGAGGAAGGGGAUGCCUGGGUUAGAGGAAUAUGACAAGGUGAGAGCAGAACAUCUCAGGGAGGCAGAGGACUGUUCACCAACAGGUAUCACCAGGAUGUCCCCGACUUACCCAGCAGGCCAUUCCCAAGAGCAGGGGUUAAACAAGAGCCCUGUUGGCGUCAACAGGAGCAAGCCCACCCAGCCGUCACACUACCUCUAUGUACCCAACAAUGCAGGAUUGAACAGCCUCAACUUCUUCCUGUCUGCUGGCCAAUCACCUGCGGGUCUGGCACUUCCUUCUAAUAGUGUUCCCACUUUGGCGCUGCCCUAUGUCCUGGUGCCCUCCGCCGCCAUCUCUCACUAUCCACUGGUAGCGAGCAGCCUACAGCAACAAGGCUCUGAUGCUCAGACCAAACUGAGCUUCAGCUUGCCUGCUGUUAUGCCACCAACCCACUUUAUGGUGGGGGCAGCACCGUAUGGCCUGGCAGUGGGUUCAGAGGUCAAUGAGUCCUCAGCUCCGGUGCCAUCCACUCCAGAACAAACCCAGCUGUACGGAACACCACAUUCACCUUUAGGACCCCGACAGUCAGUCGGCAUCAGCACACCAGAGCCCCUGACUCCACAUACUCCUAAAGAAAACAUGGCAUCUGCCUCCAAGUCUUUCUUCCAGACCCCAGCCACACCGGGAAGUGUGGUCAGCACUGGGCCAGCUGUCCGAAAGAGAGGUUCCGUCCAGAGGAGACUUGAUGUCGGCCACCCUCCAAAUAAGUAGACAGAACAUGUGGCAAACACAUCUGGUCAAACUGAGCCCUGACACAGACUCAAGUGUUAGCCUUGAAGACAAGAAAUGGUUUUAAACCACUGGUGCUUAGUUUUUGCUUGUGUUGUAUCUGUUAACAAAUUAAUGGUUUUCUGUUAAAAACACAGGAAUAUCCAUUUUAACAGGAGUAUGAGAUAAGGGCUCAAAUGAUUCCUACAACAUAAACGGUGGAUAUUGCAUUGUGAACUGGAGCCCUUCAGUUACUGAUCGUUAUGUUGAGAAGUUCAGAUAUGCCUCAUGUUUAAAAAUGGAGCAGUAGAUUCAAGGAGGAAUGACUGAAGCAGUAUUGUCAGGGUAAUAGUGCCCUCCUGUGGUGGGAGCUGGUCACUGUGGUUUUGUUUAAUUCAGCCUUAAUUUUUUCUCCCAGAUGUGAUCAAGCUACCUUAUUCCCUGUCAUUUAUGUAUUAUAUCCCAAUUGCUAUUUAUAUUUUAGCUAAUAUAUGUUGAUUACAUAAACUGUAAUGGAACAUUAACUUUUUUAGCACUAAAUAUUUGAUGAAUGUACAUCUAAUAUUGAAGCUAUUUCUUUAACUGGCCCCUUCAGGUUUGGCUAAAUUAAGACAUAAUAGGAACUGCAGCUGCUCGUUAUCCGUUCAUAAUGACAGCAGCAGAUUAAUCUCCCUCAGCUCAUUUCAGACAAAUCACUAAAGCCUUAAAUGUUUACAUCAAUCUGCUGUUUGAGCAGUUCAAGGUAGAUGCAUUAACUUAGCCAUCAGGAAAAGACGUGUUACCGGUGCUGUCUGUUAUCACUGAGAAUGUGCAGCCAUAGUAUUAUGGUUAAACACCAAACACUUUAGCUCUGUUACCGGCAGCUAGAGCACAAUGGGACAUUUAAAAGAUGCUCUCAGGUACUUGAAUACUUGUGGCUUUACUAAAGGUGGGUUGUGGAGCGAUAUCAGAGUACUGUAAAGAACUUUUUAUCCUUUAAUUUAUCUAGGAGAGUAGAUUGUAUACAUGCUGGUUUUUCUUAGCACCCUGUUUGACAUUAUACGGUCUGACAACAUUUCAUUGAUCCAAGCUUGGAUCUGUUAGCUGGAGAAUUUGUAGAUGAAAUGUCUUGUUUAAAGGCAGCUGGCUGACCCAUCUCUUAUUGCCUCUACUGAUGUACUGAUCAGGUUGUCCAGGAGUUUGUAUAUGAAACCCUAACACACUUCUAGACAACCUAGCCAAAAUACCGGUGCCAUUCAUUCAGGAGACAUUACCUGUGUCAUGCCAAAAGGUGCGGGAAGGGAAUGAAAUGUUUACUCUUCUGUCACUGAUUAUUUUUGUACAGUGUCUCAUAGUGCCAUUUAAUAAUUUCAUAUGCAGAAUGUUAAAUGCUGCUUUCCUGUUUUUAAAAUUCUUAUUGCACUGCUAGUUUUAGUGGUCGUCUAACUUUUACAAACCGCAGAGCUUUUCCUUCACUCUAGCUCUCCUCUUUGUAGUUUCAGUCAAACCCGGUUCUCUUCUGUUUGUCUUUAACAGAAAUUUGAUUAAAAAUGUAAGACACUGAC
This is a messenger RNA of Sphaeramia orbicularis (orbiculate cardinalfish), 4108 nucleotides long. RefSeq names its product E2F transcription factor 7 (gene e2f7). The coding region runs from base 189 to 2567 and encodes 792 amino acids. Gene Ontology annotation, cellular component: RNA polymerase II transcription regulator complex. Lineage: Eukaryota; Metazoa; Chordata; Actinopteri; Kurtiformes; Apogonidae. Gene Ontology annotation, biological process: regulation of transcription by RNA polymerase II. The record is from RefSeq and is a predicted model, not a curated record. Gene Ontology annotation, molecular function: DNA-binding transcription factor activity, RNA polymerase II-specific; RNA polymerase II cis-regulatory region sequence-specific DNA binding. The transcript has 12 exons.